Molecule: messenger RNA, 927 nt
Organism: Dalotia coriaria
Lineage: Eukaryota; Metazoa; Arthropoda; Insecta; Coleoptera; Staphylinidae
Product: gustatory receptor for sugar taste 64e-like
Exons: 5
Coding region: 1-927 (308 amino acids)
Biological process (GO): detection of chemical stimulus involved in sensory perception of taste; sensory perception of chemical stimulus
Cellular component (GO): membrane
Molecular function (GO): taste receptor activity
Source: RefSeq, a predicted model, not a curated record
AUGCAGCAGUGGACUCAGUUUUUCAUAACAUACCUCAUUAACAAACUCUCCGGAAAUGAAAAAUGUCACCAAUAUCUGGAUAGGAUUAAACGAAUACUUGAAAAAGUCGGUUCGCAUGUUUUCAGUCACAUACCUUACAACCCUGGUUUUGGAAUAGCAUUUAAAGUAGUCGAGAUAACAAUUACGUUUGUUUGGAGUUACAUGGAUGUGUUUAUCAUGACGAUUGCUAUUGCUUUAGCAGCAAGAUUUCGUCAAAUAAAUGAAAGAAUAAAAAGAAUUUUAGAAGAUAUACAAGAAAAACAAAAAUCAACCCUUGAAGAAAAUGACAAUGUUGAUACAAAGGAUACAGAACAAAAACAAGAACAAAAUGGCGGAUUAUGGAUGGGUAUCCGAGAAGAUUACAACAGUUUAUGUCAAUUGACAGCUGUCAUUGACGAAUCAAUAGCUUAUAUUAUCCUUCUGAGUUUUGCGAAUAACUUGUUUCUGAUAUUGGUGCAACUUUUACACAGUAUUGAUGUCACUUUUUCUACGGUGACGAGGCACAAAAAGUGGUAUUUUAAACACGGGUGGUCAAAACCGCAACUAAAAUACUUUAGUCACGAGCCACAAGAGAAAACACGCGUCAUUGACAGAUUAUACUUCGUAUAUAGUUUUGGAUUCCUCAUUUUACGCACAUCUGCAGUAGCAAUGACAUCCUCACAGAUUUAUGUAGAAAGCACGCGGCCAUCUUGGUUCCUAACCACGCAACUACCCGAAGAAUAUUGCGACAGUGAAGUGGAGAGACUACUAACACAGAUACAUGCAACCGGUGGUUGUUUCCUAACCGGAAAUGGUUUCUUCAAAAUAAAAAAUUCUUUAAUUUUAAGUAUUGCAGGCGCUGUGGUCAGUUACGAGCUUAUAUUCAUUCAAUUUCAUUUGUUAUCAUAA